Molecule: messenger RNA, 1362 nt
Organism: Fulvia fulva
Lineage: Eukaryota; Fungi; Ascomycota; Dothideomycetes; Mycosphaerellales; Mycosphaerellaceae
Exons: 1
Coding region: 1-1362 (453 amino acids)
Molecular function (GO): glutamine synthetase activity
Source: RefSeq, a predicted model, not a curated record
AUGCCACCAAGCCCAGCACCAGUGACAGUCCUCGAACAGUUCCUCGCGAGAGAGCCAGGAACCAUCAUGAUACACCUUCACUGGGUGGACCUGUGUGGUAUCCUCCGGGCACGAGUCUUGACCAAAAGCAGAUGCCAAAAAGUCGCCGCCUCGGGCCAACCUGCGAGGGGCUUGCCUCGACCAUAUCUGGGUCAUACAGACUGCAAUGACAUGCCCGAGUCUUACUUGCCAGCCACGAGGAGUCUGCUGUGCCCAGACUGGACCAGUCUCAGGUGGAUCCGAGAAGGCCACGCCUCGGUGAUGUGCGACGUCAGAGAAGACAACGAAUCUUAUGGCGAUUGUGACCCAGGAGACACAUUUGACCGAUGUUCUCGCUAUGCACUUGGGCGAAUUGUGCGAGCGCUGUAUGCAGAACAUCAGUUGACCGUGAUCAUCGGGAUCGAAAUCGAGUUCUUCCUCGUCGACAAGCCCUCGCCAGGAGAUUGGCCCCGCAUUGAUACGGUACAAGCAUACAACCAUGCUAGUCAAGCUUCCAGUGUACGGGACAAGGCCGAGAUUGUAUUGGUGGCGUGUAUUCAGCACCUGGAGAGGUGUGGGAUAUCGGUGGAACAGUACCAUGCCGAAGGCGGGUCGCAGCAACUCGAAAUCUCCUUGAGCGCCCUAGAGGCUAUCGCAGCGGCGGAUGCUUAUGUUCGUUCGAAGGAGAUCAUAAGCAACGCCGCAUCUUUGCAUGGUCAACUCGCAACAUUCUUGCCGCAGCCGUUCGAAGGCGCACCUACAUCUGGUCUACACGUUCACGCCUCUUUCACGAAAGGAUCGCCUGACAGCCAACAUGCAAACAUACCCCAUUUCAUAGCUGGCGUAUUGGGUCGAUUGCCCUUGCUCUGUGCGUUCGCGAUGCCUAGCGAAGACAGCUACAAGCGUGUAAGCUCCCUUGUCACUGGGACGUGGGUCAGCUGGGGCACGGAGAACAGAGACAACCCUGUUCGGAGGAUCGAGGAUAACCACUGGGAGUUCCGGGCCAUAGACUGUAUGGCUAAUAUAUAUGUUGUGCUUUCAGCUUACCUCGGUGCUGGUCUCCUAGGCUUGCAGGAGGAUGAGCAUCUUCGGUGGGGCGAUAACCGCCACUUCCAGCAUCGCCUGGACGAUGCACAGAGAACGCAGCUCGGGAUUGGUCCAGAACAGCUGCCAACGAGCCUGCAGGAGGCUGCUACACUGCUGCGAAGCGACAUGCGUGGGCUGGAUGCAGUCAUGGGCCCAAAACUUGUUGAUCUGUUCGUCGUUGUGCAAGAGGCUCAACAAGUCUUAGCGAGCAGAAUGUCGGCUGACACUCGCGCCGCGUUGGCUUUUGAUGCAUAUUGA